CUGCGAAGACAUUUCCGCAUUUCUGGCAAAAGAGACUUCUAUCAUUAUUUCCUUUAAGAGACAAUUGUAUGCGAAACAUCUGUUGACCUGGAAAAGUUUUCUCACGUCAGCAGCGUACACCCAUGGGUAGAUAGUGAACACUGAAUUUACCAUUGUAACAUAAUACCUGUUUUAAUUUUAAAAGGUUCUUUUCUUUUGCAGCAUCUUUAAUUUUGAGUGGUCAGGUUUUGAAGAACAGCUGCUUCUAGUAAGACCUUCCCAUUGGUUAGAUCUGAGUGUACGUGGAGAGGAAACAUGAAACUGAGAUAUGUUAAACAAUAUAAUGCACUUUUGGGUGUUUAGCAAGCUGAAGUUCUACGGCGACAGACUGAAUUUUCCAAUCAAUUUUGUUUAACUACCUUACCAACUCGGAGAUCAUGAAUACUUUGUGCGCCGUUAUUUCAAUAGCUGUGCUAAAUUCGGUUUCAGCGUGUAUUGAUGGCAACUGCCGUAUAAUGGAAUUCCCAAGUAACCUUUCCAGCUUUGGAAAACGCUUGAUUAGUCACGUGAUAAAAACAAUACCGGAAAUGGACAAGGACUCGUGUGAAUGGCAGUGUUACCUGGAUCACAACUGCGUCAGCAUAAACUUACAGUUUGAAGGAACACAACGAAACUGCGAGUUGAAUAAUUCGACUUAUAGUGAGCAUCACGAGGAUUUUAAAACAGCAGAUGAUUACUUUUAUCGCGGAACAGAAAACGCUUGCGGUGGUUCACCCUGCAAGAACAAGGGAACUUGUCAAUCUGGUUUUACAAGCAAAAAAUUUCGCUGCUUAUGCACUUUCGGAUUUACAGGCCAUGACUGUGGAGAUAUCGAUGAGUGCUCUCAAGUCAACAACUGCAGUGAAUAUGCUCAUUGUCNUGUCUUUUUAUCAUGGGUAUUAUACAAUGAAACCUGA
Messenger RNA from Stylophora pistillata, 935 nucleotides. RefSeq lists its product as uncharacterized. The record is from RefSeq and is a predicted model, not a curated record. Lineage: Eukaryota; Metazoa; Cnidaria; Anthozoa; Scleractinia; Pocilloporidae. Gene Ontology annotation, molecular function: calcium ion binding.